Messenger RNA from Oncorhynchus masou masou (cherry salmon), 944 nucleotides. RefSeq names its product F-box/LRR-repeat protein 16-like. Gene Ontology annotation, cellular component: cytoplasm. Lineage: Eukaryota; Metazoa; Chordata; Actinopteri; Salmoniformes; Salmonidae. The transcript has 5 exons. The coding region runs from base 81 to 944 and encodes 287 amino acids. The record is from RefSeq and is a predicted model, not a curated record. Gene Ontology annotation, molecular function: protein binding.
UGUGUGUGUGUAGGUGAUGCUGGAUAGGCGUGUGUGUGUAUUGUGUAAUCUCAGUGUGUUGUCUGGUGUGUGUGUAGGUGAUGCUGGAACAGAUGCAGGGUCUGAUGCACCUGGAGCUGGCCGGUUGUAAUGACUUCACGGAGGCCGGUCUGUGGUCCAGCCUGAACGCACGGCUCACGUCGCUCAGCGUCAGCGACUGCAUCAACGUGGCAGACGACGCCAUCGCUGCCAUCUCACAGCUACUGCCCAACCUGUCAGAGCUCAGCCUGCAGGCCUACCAUGUAACCGACACAGCCAUGGCUUACUUCACAGCCAAACAGGGCUACACCACUCACACGCUGCGUCUCCACUCGUGUUGGGAGAUCACCAACCAUGGUGUGGUUAACAUGGUCCACAGCCUGCCCAACCUCACGGCUCUGAGCCUGUCAGGCUGCUCUAAAAUCACUGAUGACGGGGUGGAGCUGGUAGCAGAGAACCUGAGGAAGCUGCGGAGCCUGGACCUCUCCUGGUGCCCACGCAUCACUGACAUGGCCCUGGAGUACAUCGCCUGUGACCUCCACAAACUAGAGGAGCUGGUACUGGACAGAUGUGUGAGGAUUACAGAUACAGGUCUAGGUUACCUGUCCACCAUGUCUUCUUUGAGAAGUCUCUACCUGCGCUGGUGCUGUCAGGUGCAGGACUUUGGGCUACAGCACCUGUUUGGCAUGAGGAGUCUACGUCUUCUCUCUCUCGCAGGUUGUCCACUCCUAACCACUACAGGUCUAUCUGGUUUGAUCCAGAUCCAGGAUCUAGAGGAGUUGGAGUUGACCAACUGUCCUGGAGCCACAGCCGAACUCUUCAAGUACUACUCACAACACCUGACACGCUGCAUGGUCAUCGAUAGCCCCCCCCCGGAUCCCCAUCACACCCCCUCUAACCUACCACCUUAUCCAACUACCAACUGA